Zasmidium cellare ATCC 36951 is the source of this 1536-nucleotide messenger RNA. RefSeq lists its product as uncharacterized. NCBI's taxonomy places the organism in Eukaryota, Fungi, Ascomycota, Dothideomycetes, Mycosphaerellales, Mycosphaerellaceae. The record is from RefSeq and is a predicted model, not a curated record. The coding region runs from base 1 to 1536 and encodes 511 amino acids. The transcript has 3 exons.
AUGGCAGACGCCAGAGAUUACCGUGUAGAUUGGAACGUAGGCUUCAACAUCGGCAACCAACCUCACAUGGUCAAGUUCGUCGUUGAGGAUGGACAGUUCAUUCACCAUAUGGAACUUUCGAUGCUCCAUAGACGGUCACAUCGUUUCAAGCAGCAUGUGGCAGGAGGGAUUAUGUUACCCCAUCGACUGGUUUUACACAUGCCACCUGUUUCGUCGACGACAUUCUUGACAUAUUUGAGAUGGGUCUACCGCAGAGAAGUCGGCUGCAAAGAUUCAGGAACAACGCCAUCUUUCGCGAGGGAGCUUCAUCGCCUGAUCAAACUAUACCAGUUCGCAGAAGAGCUACGAGACCUCGACGCCAAGGAUGCUGCAACUAAUAGCAUCAUGACCGCCUACAUUGACUCUGUGUCGCGUGGCGAAGGCACCAUCCCGUCGUACGUACUGCUCCAGAGGCUUUGCGCUGGUUACAACUUCAACGAAGCUUACAGACCAGGAGCGAUUUCCACCUGGGCCAAGGCCGAGAGAGACCGGCUGGAUACCAGCACGCUCGAGCUGCUGCUGGGCGGUCUUUGCUUCUUCGAAGGAAAGCCACCGCCGCACAGAGGACCGACUUUCACGGGGCCGUCGAAACCCUUUCUGUUCCGAAUGCUUGCGUCUGUAACUGAGAACCCAAGACUGGUAGGCCCAGGUGGGUUUCGCCACGUCAGCGUCUGCAAGUAUCAUUGCCACCCGCCGGAUUAUCCGUGUCCGCACAAGAAGAGCGCGGAAGAGAUGAAGGAAGAAGAAGAGCACGACGCACUGCCAACCCAAGGCGAGGAUCAAUCUCAGCCGAAUGUGCGGGAAGAGCAAGGCAACGGCAACGAUCGCUCCACAUCCCAGCAAAUUCAGGGGGACGAUGGCCCUCUGGUGCAGCAAGAUCAAGACAUUGAUGCGUUUACGCGGCAACAGGGUCAAAGCGGUGGUGGCUUUGACAUUCAACAAUAUCCAAGCAUCGACGGCCCUCUCGUCCAACAAGGCCAGAAUAGUGCUGGCCCCAUGAUACAGCAAGAUCCAGGGAACAACGCUGCCACUAUUUCACACGCGGAGAGCAACCACCACGCCGCAGCCUGGGCAAGCGACGGGCACGAUCUCUUCCACCAUGUACAAUCUCACGGCGUCGCGCUGAGACUGCUCCUCCAGGGCAAUCAUGACUCCCAAGUGCAGGAAAGCCACAGAAACGUCAGUGCCAUUCCACUUGAGAUGGACAAGGAUGACCACGCUGCAGCUUCGGGGCCCAAAAAGCCCAGGCCUGUACAGGAGCACAUACAAUCUCACGGAACCGCGCCCGAACAGCAACCUCAGAGCAACGGUGGCACCCUGGGGCAACAAGGUCAGAGCGACGACAGUGCCAUUGCAACUGGAACAGACAACAGCAAUUACGCCGCAGCUUUUGAAGGCAUCGAUUACGUGCCUCCUGAUGGAUGGGACAGAACCGUUCCGGAUGUAGACGUCGAUUUGGAAGAGUUUAUGUUCGGUUCGGAUGGACCAGAUGCAUGA